AUGUGGUCCGCCUUUGCAAGCUCCGAAGCCUCAGCCCGAGUCUUGCUGACCCCAGCAAAUCCUUCAGAGACAGAAAGAAGACCAACACAACCACACUUCUUCUGUAGGCUGACCUGGCUGCUGUGCGUGGCCUUGGCCGCUGCGGAUGAGUGCGCACUCCGAACGGACUGCGCGGCCUGCCAGGAUCCGCUUGUCCGUCAGGAGCUUUUUCCGGCCUGCACGUGGUGUAGCAGCUCGGGUUUUUGCGCCUCCACGCCAGAGCCGAUCACUGCUUACCUGUUGGAAAACCCAUCGAGCACGUUGGUGCGUUAUUACGCACUGCUGUCGUACUCGACUGCCGAGUUCGAAGCCAGCUUUCCCGACGGCUUUCAAGCGCGAGAGCACUUCCUUUUCCUCAAUGACACCAGCUGUGGCCUCUGGCUUAACGGCCGGAUGUCCUGUUUUCUGGACCGUCCGAGUGACCUGCCGAACUGGUCUCCCUGCUACAACCUUUCCAUCUCCGAGUGCUUGGAGGUGCAACACGAGAACGGUGGCUGUGGUUAUUGCCUCGGCCCGGAUGGCGGAUGCCUCCCAGGAACGAGAAGUGGCAAGGCUCUCUUUCACCAGCGUGGCGAGAGCCCAAGCUGCGCGGCGCCGGACAGUGAGGAGCCAUUUCGCGAGGAGCCAGACGCCGCGAACGCGGAAGGAGUCUGGCUGUUCACCGGUGGCAAGCCAGCGGAGGCCCCGCUGUUCCAGAGUUGCUUCGAAGGCCAAGCCAGGUAUGUCUCCAGAGAGGGGAUGCUUGUGAUGGGCAAUGCCUCCUACGGCGUGAGCUACGGCGAAGAUCUCCGCUGCUCCUGGGAGAUCUGGCCUUCGGGCCAGGAGGCGGAGGGGACGUUGUUGUUGAAGAUCAACGUCACGUCGCUGCGGUACGAUGGGGACUACCUGGAGCUUAUCCGCUUGGACUACAACGGCAGUGCCGUCUCCGGGUCGUCGAUGCUCGCGCGGGGAAGCGCCUUCCUCUCCUCGGAGGUAGACGGACCCGUGCGAGUCGAAUUCCGCUCAUUUAGAGAUGACGGAAGCAGGGCGCGCCUGCUGGAUCUUGGUAUUUGGUCCGUGGAGUGGAGCUACAAGGCACCGGUUCCCGUCACCACCGAUCGGCCCCUUCAGUAUGCAGCCGAGAGCGGGCCGAUCAACCUUCGGAACCGGUGGCAGACAGCAACACAGGUCGCGAUCGUCGCAAUGUUCUUUUUCAUGUCCCUGCCGUUUAUCUACGGGGGCUGCUGGCUGUGGAAACGUUGGCGCCGUGGCCCCCCGGAGCCCCGUUCCGCACAGGUCCCUGCUGGUCUGGACUUGAAGGGGCUGGAAGACCUCCACCCGAGUUGCAAGCCGCAGGUGCUGGGUGCGUCGGUGGCUUCUCAGCUCGCUUGCAGUGUUUGCCUGAGCAACUUUCAGCCCGACGACGUCUGCAGGAAGUUGCCGUGCGACCACUACUUCCACCAGGAGUGCAUCGACGCAUGGCUGAAGAAGGCCAGGAACUGCCCGACCUGCCGGGGCGACGUCCUGGGCAUGCAGGAGAUCAGAAUGACUGGCCAUGAUCCGGAAGCUGCCCUGCCCGAAGAUGUUACCGUCCAGAGUACGGCGGCCGUCGAAGAAGCUGAAGUGCCUGGCCAGAGGACGGGCGAUGAUCAUGGCACAGAGCAGAUUUCGGAUGGCCCUGAAAGAAUGAUGGCCAUAUGA
Symbiodinium sp. CCMP2592 is the source of this 1719-nucleotide messenger RNA. The record is from the annotation of a GenBank genome assembly. Lineage: Eukaryota; Dinophyceae; Suessiales; Symbiodiniaceae.